UCAUAUGUGAAAAGUUUUAGUUGGAAAGAAAAGAUCACAAUGGCGCAUCGAUCCGCCUGCCUGAUCUUGGUCCUGUGCACUCUGCACAGUGCCUGCGGCCUCUACUUUCACAUGUCGGAGACGGAGCGGAAGUGCUUCAUUGAGGAGGUUCCCGACGAAACCGAUGUGAAAGUUUACUACAAAAUGGAGCUCUACGAUCCACGCUCUAAUGGCUUUAUGCCCUCAUCCCCGGGAAUCGGCAUGCAUGUGGAGGUGCGUGACAGCAACAACAAAAUCAUCCUCUCCCGUGUGUAUAGAUCUCAGGGCUGGCUCUUCUUCACUGCUCACGCGCCCGGCGAGCAUGUGAUUUGUAUGUACUCGAACAGCACUGCCUGGUUCAGUGGUGCCCAGCUGCGCGUUCACCUGGACAUACAGGUGGGAGAGCAUGCCAUCAACUAUGCCAAUGUGGCUCAAAAGGAGAAGCUGACGACCGACCAGCUACGUAUUCGUCAGCUCCUGGAUCAGGUAGAGCAGAUCACGAGGGAGCAAAACUACCAACGCUACCGCGAGGAUCGCUUCCGUCACACGAGCGAGAGCACCAACUCGCGCGUGCUCUGGUGGUCCCUGGCCCAGACCGUUGUUCUUGUCUGUAUCUCGACCUUGCAGGCGUUUAAUUUGCGCAAUGAGAGACUCGACCUAUAUAGGGCUUUCUGCAAAGUGCUCAGCGGAGACGAGUUUACCAUGUUCACCUCUCUAGACGCCUUCAAAGCACUGAUGGAAAUCAUUGGCACUAGUCCGGAGGCCGUUACGAGCAGCGCCAUCUCUCAGUGGGUCGACCAGGUAUUAGAUUUGGAUUCAUCUCUUACAAAACCGGACGAGAUAAUGCUGGUCAACCUCACUCAAAGGCUUCACGACAAAGUGAACGAAUUUGCUGGCAAGUUCUUGAACAACGAGAAGGUAUCCAAGGAGAAUCGUGAUGUGAUCAAGCCAUCAUAUUUCCUUGAAAAUUCGAAUUCCGACUUAAAUAUAUUCCUCGAACAAACAAAGCCAGAUCGGAGUGCUCACUUAUCGAAUGACAAAUUCUUAUUGAUCUGUGAGUGUACCGAAUGCCGCCCACAAUCAACGAUCCAGAUAUAAUUGAUGAAGGACUGUUCGGAGCAGCCGUUGGAAACAAGGUCUUUGCGCUAGCCAGCGCACUUAAAUCUAAUGCUGGCUCUUAGUUGUCUAACGCUCGCUCGCUAAUCGAAGACCUUUGCUGUAUAGCCCGAGCAUAACUAUGGCGGUGGCGGUUUGGAAGCAGUAUAGUCGGCGAUCCUUGCAUUAUAUACAUACAUAUAUAGGUUUUAGUUUCACGAAUUUGUUUUAACUUA
This is a messenger RNA of Drosophila pseudoobscura, 1349 nucleotides long. Its product is annotated as transmembrane emp24 domain-containing protein eca-like. NCBI's taxonomy places the organism in Eukaryota, Metazoa, Arthropoda, Insecta, Diptera, Drosophilidae. Gene Ontology annotation, cellular component: COPII-coated ER to Golgi transport vesicle; Golgi apparatus; endoplasmic reticulum-Golgi intermediate compartment. Bases 40 to 1116 code for a protein of 358 amino acids. The transcript has 4 exons. The record is from RefSeq and is a predicted model, not a curated record. Gene Ontology annotation, biological process: intracellular protein transport; endoplasmic reticulum to Golgi vesicle-mediated transport; Golgi organization.